GGGGGGGGUUUGGGAGCUCACGUAUACUCAGCUACUCAGCUCACCAGGAAAAGGUGGAAGGAAGCAUAUAGCCCAUUACCUCUGAGCUCGUAAAACCCUGGCUAGUUACUAAUCUCUUCCUCACCCUCCCUGAUUUGUUUCACCAGCCUUCUACUGCUCCUUCACUCCUUCUGCCAGGAGGCUGCAGCUAACCCUUUCCAUCCUCUUCCUCCCUCUGUCCUGAGCACUCUCCCAUGUACUUCCUCUAACCCGUGCUCCUCUAACCCACUCACUCCUGCAUCUUUUCUGACACCUCCUGUGAGACCCAGGCUGCUGCUUCUUUUACUUUCUCAUUUACUCCCUUCUCAUUUAUUCCCUACUGGCUAGAACACCAGGUCCUCAGCCCCUCCCAGCCUUCUAUGUCCUGCUUGUGAGUCUCAGGAUCUUUUGGGAACACGAAGCUUGGGAUAAAGGGCAGUGUCAAGGCAGCACCUGCACCAGGACAUCAUUUUCCUAAUAGGCAUGUGCGCAUAUUUUGCACGUGGUCGUACAUUUUAAGGCAGGGAGUUUUUUUCUGUGACACAGGGGCUCUGCACCAGGCGCCACGCAGAAACAGCAUCACCAAUGAAACUGCUUCCAUUCCUAGUUCUGGUUUCCAGUCUGCUGAAUUAUGGCUACACUACUGCAAGCUGCAACAUGACAUGCCACAAAGAUGCACGUUGUGAAGUUCAGGGUGGGACACAAGGCUGCUAUUGCGCCCAAGGAUAUACGGGAAAUGGCAUAACCUUCUGUUACGAUGAUAAUGAAUGUGAAAAUGCUACUCAACCUUGUGGAGAGCAUGCCAAUUGCACAAACACUGUGGGAAGUUAUUUCUGCAUGUGUGCACCUGGUUUCAAAUCUAGCAAUGGUCAACAAACUUUUGUACCUAAUGAUGGAACCUCCUGUGUGGAUGUAGAUGAGUGCAGCAAUGAAGGAACUGUUGCCUGUGGAGCUCAUGCAAAAUGUGAAAACGUGGAUGGAGGGUUUAACUGCUCCUGUAAGGAAGGUUAUCAACCAUCCACAGGAAAAUUGCAGUUUAAGCCAAAUGAUGGCACUUCCUGCCAAGAAAAUCCGAUGGCCAAGUGUGAGUUAUACAAAGACUGUAUAUCUGAACAUAUUAAUAGAACCUUAGCUGGAAUUAGUCAUUUAAAAACACCCCUGGAAAUGCUGCAAGAAAUUAAUAAGAGUACUUUGGGACCACUGUUACCUGUAGAUGUGAUUUCAUACGUUGAAGCAUUAUCUUAUUCAUCGCUGAAUAUCAUGCAUUACUCAGUUCCUGACAAUGAAGCACUUUGUAAUACAACCAUUAAUGUUUUGGUUAACAUUGUGAAUAAUUUUUUACAAAAAGACAAAAUCACAGUCUGGGAAGCCCUUCCUGUAGAUAACCAAAGACAGAGCCUGACUAAGCUGCUGCAUACUGCAGAACAAGCAACACUUCUCAUGUCACAGAACUUCAAAAAGACAACACAGCUAGAUGCUAAUGCAAGUGACAUAGCACUCAAGGUUUUCGCUUUUGAUUCACACCACAUGAAACACAUUCACCCUCAUGUUUACACAGGGGGAGAUUAUGUAAAAAUCUCCCCAAAAAAGAGAGAGGAAUCCCAUCCCAAUGGCACUGUUGCAGUUGUCUUUCUGCGGUAUAGCAAUAUUGGUUCUUUGCUUUCAUCACCUAAAAACCGCUCCUCGAAAGAUAGUUCAGAGAAGAGGCAGACAAUAAGCUCAUCAGUUAUAGCUGUUGCAAUUAGCUCAAAUCCACCUACGCUCUAUGAGCUCGAGAAAAUAACAUUUACCUUAAAAUAUGCCAAGACUGCAGAUAAAGAUAUUAAAUGUGCGUUUUGGAACUACUCAGCAGACACAAUGAAUGGCAACUGGGCUACAGAAGGCUGUGAGCUGACACAUUCCAACUCCACUCAUAUCUCAUGCAAAUGUAAUCAUUUGACUCAUUUUGCUGUUUUGAUGUCCUCAGGUGGCUCUGUUGGUGUUACAAAUUAUAACAUUCUUACAAGAAUCACUCAACUAGGAAUAAUUAUUUCGUUGAUUUGCCUCUCCAUGUGCAUUUUUACAUUCUGGUUCUUCAGUGAAAUUCAAAGCACUAGAACGACAAUUCACAAAAACCUCUGCUGCAGUCUUUUCCUGGCGGAACUUAUUUUUCUGAUUGGAAUUAACAUGAACAAUAAUAAGCUCUUCUGUUCAAUUACUGCUGGAUUACUCCAUUAUUUCCUUCUAGCUGCUUUUGCAUGGAUGUGCAUUGAAGGUAUUCACCUGUACCUUAUAGUUGUGGGAGUCAUCUACAACAAGGGUUUCUUGCACAAGAAUUUUUAUGUCUUUGGCUACGUCAGUCCAGCUGUGGUUGUUGGGAUCUCUGCUGCACUGGGAUAUAAGUACUAUGGCACCACAGAAGUAUGUUGGCUCAGCACAAAGAAUAACUUUAUUUGGAGUUUUAUAGGACCAGCAUGUCUAAUAAUUCUUGUUAAUUUGCUGGCUUUCGGAGUGAUUAUUUAUAAAGUAUUUCGACACACUGCAAUGUUAAAGCCAGAAGUUAGUUGUUAUGAAAAUAUAAGAUCCUGUGCCCGAGGUGCUCUUGCUCUCCUGUUCCUUCUUGGGGCUACCUGGAUCUUUGGCGUCCUCCAUGUUGUACAGGGAUCUGUGGUGACUGCAUAUCUGUUUACAAUCUUCAAUGCAUUUCAGGGGAUGUUCAUCUUCAUAUUUCUUUGUGUGUUGUCUAGAAAGAUUCAGGAAGAAUAUUAUAGGUUGUUCAAAAAUGUUCCAUGCUGUUUUGGCUGCUUAAGAUAAACGGAAAAAAAAACCUUGCAUGAGCAUCAUGGUGUUAAAAGGGAGCAAUCUAGAUGACAUCAUUACGGAUAUUACAGGAAAAUAUGGUAUUGUGAAAGUAUGAAAUGACCCAGUGAACAGGCAUAUCACUUAAAUGAAUUAUUGACUGUUUUUGUAUAUAUAUGUGCAUUCAUGCAAAGCAUUUAUUUUGCCCUGUAUACAAAGAGUAUACAAAACAAACUGGAUUAUUGCAGAACAUGUAUUAAUGAAGACCAGGGAAAGAAGCAAAUUUCUAAAGGAGCUCAGGACUUUUCAUGACUUAUAUUUUGUUUCUGAUAUUAAAAAAUAUCUGAGGUUCUUGAACAAGAGAUACCAGAAACCAACUGGCACAGCAGAUUUUUUGAAUUGCUUGCUAGUAGAAACUUGCUCACUGUCUUUUCAUAGUAAUUAGCAUCUUACAUUAAGUUCUGCAGGGAAUGAGUUCCACUAAAGAGUCAAUAGAUAAAGAUCUGCUACAGUCCAGACUUUUGAAAACAUUUCUUUUAAUUUAGAUUUUAAAAAUGAUUUUUUUAAAUAUUAUUCUGUUAAUCACUCAAAUAUAUAUUUGUAUAUUAAUCAUUUCUUUAUUUUUGUAACUGUUAAAGAACUGUUUAGAUCUAAAGAGAUGAGAUCAGAUCUGAUACAAGAAUGGUGGAACAGCCAUUCUGUAAGUGAAAGAUUAUUUUGUGAAUACUUUGAAAAAUAUCUGGUUCUUGUUUUAAUUUAAUUUAAUUGCCAAAAAGACUGAGAUCUUCUAAACUGGCACUAUGAUUUGGGAGGCUGUGGGAAGGAGAUGCUUUCACAAGUUUGUCACAAUAGAGAUAGUUGAAAUCCAGACCUUGUAGGAUCAAAUGAAACGUAAAGAGGUAGAAAUCACCCAUGGAGAAGAAUACAGAUUUAAAUUUGAGGUCAUGUAUGUCCAUAUUAUGCAAAAUUGUAAUUACAGCAGUCUUCUAUAUUUGUAGCAUCUUUGAUUCAAGCAGUUGUCUUCCUCCGAGGCUCCUGAGUUUGGAACACUUACCCUGUGUUUAACCUUAGGAACAUACACAAAUCUGCUGAAAUCAAAGAGAGAACUUGUUGUGAUGCAAGUUUUGCUGCAUCAGGACAUGAACAUGUUACAUCAGCAGUUCCAAUUUUGCCACUGUGUUCAUUUUAAAAGUAUGCUUUAAUUUCAUCCUUUUAGCACAUAACUUACGUGAAGUGCUGAGCAAUCCUUACUUAGCCCAUGUGGCCUUCUCAGGAAGUGUCUCGGAUCUCAGAUGGAGCCCAGUAUUUUUAACAGUCAGACACUGUAAAUAUGUAGUUGUUAAUAAAUCCCACUUUUGUUUUGUCUGUUAAAAUAAAGGACUAUUCUGAAUUUUAUUUAUAUUAAAAGGAACCUUUUUUUAGUAAUAGUUAGUUUGUUUGGACUUCAUCUGUAUACACAAGGUUUUCAAUGUAUGUAUUGCAAUGACACGCUUAAUUAAGUAUAUUCCAUGUCUCUGUCAAAAUUCUGGAAACCACGAGAGGGUUUUUUUUUCUGAAAAAAAAAAUAUAUAUAUAUAUAUAUAUAUAUUGGUUGGUCCUUUAAAUGUAAAAUAUGUGAAUAAACUGAAGUGCUUAACCUUCACAUUUCAACACACUUCCUUUGAUUUAAAUAAAUGCAAUGGAAAAGUUC
Messenger RNA from Oxyura jamaicensis (ruddy duck), 4486 nucleotides. RefSeq names its product adhesion G protein-coupled receptor L4 (gene ADGRL4). NCBI's taxonomy places the organism in Eukaryota, Metazoa, Chordata, Aves, Anseriformes, Anatidae. The record is from RefSeq and is a predicted model, not a curated record. Gene Ontology annotation, cellular component: membrane. The transcript has 16 exons. Gene Ontology annotation, biological process: adenylate cyclase-activating G protein-coupled receptor signaling pathway; cell surface receptor signaling pathway. Gene Ontology annotation, molecular function: calcium ion binding; G protein-coupled receptor activity. The coding region runs from base 604 to 2811 and encodes 735 amino acids.